Molecule: messenger RNA, 1778 nt
Organism: Electrophorus electricus (electric eel)
Lineage: Eukaryota; Metazoa; Chordata; Actinopteri; Gymnotiformes; Gymnotidae
Gene: vimr1
Product: vimentin-related 1
Biological process (GO): intermediate filament organization
Cellular component (GO): intermediate filament; cytoplasm
Molecular function (GO): structural constituent of cytoskeleton
Source: RefSeq, a predicted model, not a curated record
GCCCUCGAACCCUCCUCUGCCUCCAGCAGUUCACAUUCGACCCGUUGCCCCUGAAGAGAACCAGCAGACGUCUUCCUCCUAGGUGGAAAUAGAUCCAGAGCUCCAAGGACCACACCGCCACUCCCAGAGACACCGGCAAUGAUGAGAGGCAGUUCCUACUCCCAGAAGACCUUAACCGUGUGCGGCUCGAGUCGCAUGCGCGUGCAGAGCCCAUCGCCGUCACGCUGCCGCGGGCUGUCCCACCCCCGUGGGCGUGCCGGCUUCCAGGGCCAGGCUGUGGAGCUGGGCACGGAGCUCCACCAGGUCCACGCCAACGAGAAGGAGGAGAUGCAGGAGCUGAAUGUGCGCUUUGCCGGCUACAUCGAGAAGGUCCAGGCCCUGGAGCAGAGGAACUCCGCCCUCCGAGCGGAGCUGGAGGUCCUGCAGGGCCGCUUCAAAGGCGGCCCGUCCGGACUGGGCGAAGAGUACGAGGUGAAGUUUAAGGAGAUGAGGGACCUGAUCGAGGCGCUGACCGGCGAGAAGGGUGCGGCCGACAUCGAGCGGGGCUACCUGGAGGAGGAGGUGGAGGUGUGGAGGCUGAAGCUGGAGGAGGAACUGGCACUUAAAGAGGAGGCAGAGAUGAUCCUGCGCGAGUUCCGUCAGGACGUGGAUAAUGCCACGCUUCAGAAGGCCGACCUGGAGAAGCGCGUCGAGCAGCUGGUGGCUGAAAUAGAGUUCCUCAAGAAGCUCCAUGACGAGGAAGUGGCCGACCUCCUCAAGCAGAUCGAGGAGUCGAAGGUAACCGUCGAGCUAGAAUCGGACCGGCCCGACCUGGCGGCCUACCUGCGCAAGAUGCGCGCUGAGAUCGAAUCCGUGGCUGCCCGCAACGUGCAGGAGGCUGAGAAGUGGUAUAAGGGCAAAUUCGACACGCUCAAGGAGCACGCCAGUAAGCACGAGAGCCAGAUGAAGACCAUGAAGGAGGAGAUCAACACUUUCCGCAACCAGGUGACCGACCUGCAGAAUCAGAUUGACAGCCUGCGCGCCCGCAACGCCUCCCUGGAGCAGCAGCUGGAGGACAUGGAGCUGGCCCACCUGGAUCAGGUGGGCAGCCUGGAGGGUAUCAUCGCCCAGCUGGAGAGCCAGCUGUGCGAGACCAAGGCAGAGAUGGGAAAGUACCUGGCCGACUACCAGGAGCUGCUGCACAUCAAACUGAAGCUGGACGCAGAGAUCGCCACCUACAGGAAGCUGCUGGAAGGAGAGGAGAAGAGGCUUGGAAUUGUGGCCGCCGAGGGUGUGGCAGAUGUUAAAGCCACAGCCAUGGCUGGCAACCAUGAGAAUCGCUGAAAACUGCACCCACGGAACUUCCUCCUACAACCCGAGACCGCCACCGUCCCCAGGACACGCUCUCCCACCAGGACAGACCCCUCCACCACCGUCUUCCCGCCCUGGACACAGACCCCGCAACCCUCGCUAGGCACCCACGGCUGGCUAAUUCGGCCUUCGGGAAACCUGACUCAUUCUUCACAUGACACCUAAAGUCAAAAUCUCCAGUGACGCACCCGAUGGGAACGUCAUCAAUACUUCUUAAUAAAGCUUGACUUGAGUGCAGUUGUGUCUGUAGUGAUUUGACCCUUUGCAGUGUUAUGAUUAUGAAUAAUGUUGUUGAGGAGAUUUACAAACUAUACAUGUAUAUAACCCAUAUAAAUUUAAGGUUUUAAAAUUUACUUUGCUAAUCAGGUCAUCAGAAACACAGAUUAGAGAAAUUUAAAGUAAUAAAGGCUAAGCACUUUUUUUUUUGU